AAUAUGGCGACGACUAAACAAUUUGUGGAGUCGACAGUGCAAUAGUUUUUGAGGAAUAACUUGGAGACUAUACUUUAUCACGCGUUCAAAUUUCACAGGGCGAUUGCAGAGGAUUUGAAGAGUCGAGUGUCAAGAUGGGACGCGGAAGUACAAAUAUGGGUCAGAACACCCCAGGCCUUCUGCUGGAGUGCGAAACCGAGGAGCUGUCCCAGGCGCAGAUCAGCAAGAAGAAGAAAGCGCAGGAUGAUAUUCACCGACUCCAUAUCUUACUGAAUAACACACUGAAUAAUAUACAGUCUGAUACUACUGGGACUCAAGGCAUGGUGAAUGGAGGCAGUGGGGUGCCAGCUGGACAGGUGGUGACCUCAGCCAGUCAACCAAUUACUAGUGGCACAAAUGUGGUUGGUCUGCAGAUGCCUCAUUUCCUGCUCCUCCAAAAUGGCCAGAUGAUAGCAACAACUGCCCUUGCCUCAAAUGGUCAAAUUUGCCCCACAACUUCAG
Molecule: messenger RNA, 501 nt
Organism: Penaeus indicus
Lineage: Eukaryota; Metazoa; Arthropoda; Malacostraca; Decapoda; Penaeidae
Exons: 4
Source: RefSeq, a predicted model, not a curated record